Rhodofomes roseus is the source of this 1619-nucleotide messenger RNA. Its product is annotated as Clavaminate synthase-like protein. The transcript is spliced from 11 exons. Lineage: Eukaryota; Fungi; Basidiomycota; Agaricomycetes; Polyporales; Fomitopsidaceae. Bases 407 to 1414 code for a protein of 335 amino acids. The record is from RefSeq and is a predicted model, not a curated record.
GGAUCGAGUCGUAACUGAAUCGCGAUCAUGUGACUGUGACAUAACGCGCUGCCUCACGCUCCCCUCUCGGUCUAAGUUUCAGUCCUCCGGACGCACACAUCCGCGGACUAGAUGUCGGAGACUCGCACCAUGACGAUCUUUCAAUUCUACUACUCCCACUUCACGCCAAUUCGAGGCACUGCUAUCUACUUAGGAGUCUGUCGCCAAAUUGUGUCCCAGCGAAUAUUUGCUUUACGCUAUCUGAUAAGCUGUGAAGUGGGCUAUCUUGUGCUUGGAUGCCGGGACGGACUGGGUUCAGGAGGAAGCUGAGACGACGAACUGCGAGCCGCGUGCCUCUGCGAAUCUUCUACAGUGAUCGGUUUCUCUGUGCUCGGCAACCCACCGUCCGUCGCAAUACCUAUCAGACAUGGCACAACAGGUCAAAGUCGGAGACGUUAACGGCAUUCCCAUCAUCAGUCUCGCGGCGUUCCUCAAUGCGUCCAACAAGCAAGCCGUCGCAGAGGCUAUGCUUGACUCUUUCAAGACGAUUGGGUUCGUAUAUCUAGUUGAUCAUGGCGUGCCCAAGGAGAAGAUAGACGGGAUGUUCGACUGGUCCAAGAAGUUCUUCGCCUUGCCAGCGGAGACCAAGAUGCUCGCGCCCCAUCCCCCGUCUGGGACGCAUCACCGUGGCUAUUCUCCCCCCGGCAAGGAGAAGGUCGUCCAGCACAUCUACGAUGAAAAGGAGCUCGCGAAGAUCCGUGCCAAAGCUCCGGAUGCCAAGGAGAGCUUCGAAGUUGGCCGAGAGGAGGACGCAGCAAUGACCAACAUCUGGCUCCCUGACGGGGUAUUCCCUGGUUUCAAGGAGGCUUGUCUGGACUUCUUCUGGGUUUGCCGAGAAGUCGAACUGACAAUACUCCGUGCCCUGUCUCUUGGGUUGCACCUCGAAGAGGGAUUCCUAGAGAAGUUCCAUACCGCGCCCGACAACCAGUUGCGACUCCUGCACUACCCCAGCGUCCGUGUUGACGAUCUCGAGAGAGAUGAAAUUGCUCGUAUCGGUGCCCAUUCCGACUUCGGGAGCAUUACACUGCUGAUGCAAGACAACGUUGGUGGUCUCGAGGUCGAGAAUCCCCACAAACCUGGAGAGUUCACGCCUGCGACCCCUGUUGAGGGUGCAAUUGUCGUAAACGCGGGCGACUUCCUCAUGAGAUGGUCGAACGACAUGAUCAAGAGCACCAUCCACCGCGUCCGGGCCCCUCCGAACGCAAGCAAGGAAGGUAUGACGCCGGAGCGUUACUCUAUUCCCUACUUCUGUUCAGCGGAUUACUCUCGCACCGUCGAUUGCUUGCCGGGAACCUUUACUGAGAAGAACCCGAAGAAAUACGACCCGAUCUCAUCUGGUCAAUACAUUAUGUCUCGCCUAGCGGCAACGUACUAAGCCCAGGUAUUGAACCUCGGUGAGAAAAUUUCUGUAGAUUUGGAUGCUUGUGAAGUAUCAUGUAACACCAAAGCCGACGAGUUUUGGUUCGAUGUAUGACUAUGGCGAAAAGGAAUAUUGGCAUACAUUAUCUUGCUUUCGGCGCGUGCACGAGGGUUCGUAGGUCGUCAUUAGGCUCGAAUGAUAUCAUAUAACUUUGACUAAA